GGACAGCUCCUGUGGGCGCCCUGCUCACUGAAAACCGACCCACGGGUCUCGCCCAACGACGUAAUUUGGCGGGGCAUGCCGCGAAAACGUAAAUCCACCUAGAAUUAAUGCCGAGAUGGGCUGCCACCGCCGCCGCCGCCGUUCAGCCAGCAGGUUGACACCACCACCGCUACUACGUACCGGUCGAUUACUUGUGAUUCUUGCUCUGAAUCACUUUCCCAUACCUUGUCACUACAUACCCUCGACACCGCGCGACAUUUGUUUUUUCUCUCGCAGAAGACUGGACUUUCCUCCCUUGCACCUACAACACCAACCUAUUUUUACGCUUUCCCGCUAGUAGAUUUCAUUCACCUGAUACCCUUCAAAGACCUUCGCGACCAUGGUUGUCGAUACGGCAUACUACGACAUCCUGGGCGUCCAGCCCACCGCCACAGACAUCGAGAUCAAAAAGGCCUACCGAAAGCUGGCCAUCGUCCACCACCCGGACAAGAACCCCAACGACUCCUCGGCCCACGAAAAGUUCCAGGAGAUUGGUGAAGCCUACCAGGUCCUGUCCGACAAGGACCUCCGCGCCGCCUACGACAAGUAUGGAAAGGAUAGCGCCAAGCCCUCCGAGGGCUUCGCCGACCCCGCCGAGUUCUUCACAUCCAUCUUCGGCGGCGACGCCUUUGUCGACUGGAUCGGUGAGAUCAGCUUGAUGAAGGAUCUGACGGCUACCAUGGACAUCACCAUGCAGGAGGGCGAGGAAGGCGCCGAGGGUGAGGAAGCUGCCGACGGCGAGUCCCCCACUACCGAGGACGCCAAGAAGGAGGGCGCCAAGGCUGCAUCCGGCGCAGAGAAGACGGACGCAACCACCAGCACCCCUCCGCCGGCCGUUGUCGUCGAGGACGAGAAGGAAGCCUCCAAGGCGCAGGAUACCACGCCCGCUGUCGCCGACGCCGCCCCCGCUGCCGCUGGCACGACCCACGUGCCCACUCCCCCCGUCGCCGGAGCGAGGACACCGUCGCCGAGCCCCUCAGGCACUUCGAAGCGCCAUCAGAUCCCUCUCCGUCCUGCCCUCAUGGACAAGCCCUCGGACGAACUCGGGGCGAACGCUGAGUCGGAGGAGUCGCUCCGCAAGAAGGAGAAGAAGAAGGGCAACCUCACAAAGGAGCAGCGCGAACAGCUCGCCGCUUACGACAAGGAGCGUGCCCGUGUGCGACAGGAGCGCGUCGACACCCUCGCCCGCAAGCUCCUCGACAGGAUAAGCGUGUGGACCGAGACGGACAAGGGCGCCGACGUCACCAAGGCCUUCCAGGAAAAGACUCGUCUCGAGGUGGAGAAUAUGAAGAUGGAGUCUUUCGGCCUCGACAUUCUGCACGCCAUCGGCCAGACCUACCUCGCCAAGGCCACGGCCCUUUUGCGGAGCCAAAAGUUCCUCGGCAUCGGCGGCUUCUUCAGCCGCGUCAAGGACAAGGGCACCAUCGUCAAGGAGACGUGGAACACCAUCAGCUCCGCCAUUGACGCGCAGCAGACCAUUGAGGAGAUGGCGCGCAUGGAGGAGAAGGGCGGCGAGGAGUGGUCCGAGGAGCGCAAGGCCGAGUACGAGCGCCGCGUCACGGGCAAGAUCCUUACGGCCGCGUGGCGCGGCUCCAAGUUCGAGAUCCAGAGUGUGCUGCGCGAGGUGUGCGACUCGGUUCUCAACGACAAGAAGGUACCCCUGGCCAAGAGGCUUGAGCGCGCCGAGGCCCUGGUUAUCAUUGGCGAAAUCUUCUCCAAGGCCCAACGAUCCCCCGAGGAGGAGGGAGACUACCUCGUCUUCGAACAGCUCGUCGCCGAGGCGGCCAUCAAGAAGGACAAGGAGUCUAAGAAGAAGGGCAAGAAGACCCCGUCCGCCGAGGUGGCCGAGGACGCCCCCAACGUCCCCAAGCCCGAGAAGUCUUAGAGCGGUGCACCGAGAUGGCGACGGACGGAUGGGUCAUGAAAAAUAGGGAAGGGGUGGGAGGGUUGUUGCGCACGAACGAGAUACCACACUCCGUUUCUGGACUUGAUGUCUCCCCUGGGUUGAGGGGGCGAGCCUGGCCGUUUACGACAAUACUUUCUAGUCGAAACUUGAAGAGCGAUAGACGGACUUUUUUGUCUUUUUUUUUUAAUUUCGUCCAUUUUUGGCGACGAGGCGGGCUCGACAGUUGUUUGUUGGAGAUGGGCUCAUCCGCAGUCUCACCUCGGCAUUUGGUGGUUCUCUUUUAUCUUUGGUGGCUGUUUACCACCAGCAAAUACAAAGUAUUUAUUUCA
This is a messenger RNA of Colletotrichum navitas, 2274 nucleotides long. Its product is annotated as DnaJ domain-containing protein. Gene Ontology annotation, cellular component: cytosol. Lineage: Eukaryota; Fungi; Ascomycota; Sordariomycetes; Glomerellales; Glomerellaceae. The transcript has 3 exons. Gene Ontology annotation, biological process: protein import into peroxisome matrix. The record is from RefSeq and is a predicted model, not a curated record. The coding region runs from base 380 to 1924 and encodes 514 amino acids.